UGGUUAAAUUCAUCGAUGAUAGAGCGCGGUAGUGUGUGGAAGUAGGCUGCGUGGUUGUGUACCGUGCUGCAAGACGAGAUACUUGUAGUUGGGGUUGUAAAAUUUGUGCUGUUUUAGGAGAACAAAAAAUAUUGUUUGCAUAGUAUCAUAAAUCGAAAUACCCCUAAUUAAACAUGAGUGUCGAAGAGGAAGUAAUGAGGAUUCAAAAGAAGUUGAAUAAAAUGUCUUCUGGAGAUGGAACUGGGCAGGAACAGGCUCUGGAGUUAUUGAAAGUACUACAAAAACUGCCUGUUAACUUGGAGGUGCUCACAAAAACAAGAAUUGGUAUGACAGUUAAUGCUCUACGGAAGUCAAGUUCAGAUGAUGAAGUAAUAAGCCUCUCAAAAACACUGAUUAAAAACUGGAAGAAGUUCCUUUCAGGCCCUAAUACACCUAACAGCAAGGAAACAGCGGGCAGCUCAAAGAAGUCUAAAGAAAAGGAAGAGAAGACAAAAGAUGUAGAAACAAAAGACAAAGAAAAGGAAAAGAAAAUGCCGACAACAUUUCCACCCGCCUCUUCAAAUACAACAGACGCUGUUCGACUGAAGUGUCGUGAACUUCUUUCUACAGCAGUAAGAGGAGAUGGAGAGAUCCCAGAAGGCUGUGCAUCACCUGAAGAACUCGCUGAAGAAUUAGAAGAAGCCAUUUAUCAAGAGUUUCGGAAUACUGACAUGCGUUACAAGAACAGAGUGCGCAGCAGAGUUGCCAACCUUAAGGAUAUAAAGAAUCCUGGUUUGAGGAUGAACUUCCUUGUUGGUGUAAUUCCUGCCAGUAGACUGGCUGUUUUGACAGCAGAGGAAAUGGCAAGUGAUGAGAUGAAAAGUCUCCGAAAUAAAUUUUUGAAGGAAGCUAUUAAUGAUGCCCAGUUAGCUACUGUGCAGGGCACGAAGACAGACUUGCUCAAGUGUGGAAAGUGUAAGAAAAGGAAUUGCACAUACAAUCAGGUUCAGACGAGGAGUGCUGAUGAACCUAUGACAACUUUUGUCAUGUGCAACGAAUGUGGAAACAGGUGGAAGUUCUGCUGAAUUGUUAGUACCCAUUACGUGUUGGUAUUCUGAAACUCCCUGGAGUGUAUCUUUUUGGUUUAUUUGCUUGUGUGCUAAUCCAAAAUAUUGUUGGACAAAUGUUGGUAAUAACUGAUAUAAUGUGGACAUAUUAAUACUGUUUUAAUCUGUUCUGUAUCAUAGUAACUUAAUUAUGUUUAAGUUUGGAAUUAAUUAAGUACAAAUAUGGAAAGCAAUUUAAAGCAACACAUAUUUUAAGGUGGCUCAUUUUAAGAUGGAUUAAGUUACAGCUGAAGGAGUGUGUAAGGUAAUAUGCAGCAUAACUGUGUUUAAAUUUUCCUACUGUUAUUGCUGGGUUGUGCGUAGUGUGUGUUUUAACUGCCUACUGCAGUUAGCAACCAGUGUUAAUUUAUUCUUCUUUAUUCAUAUUCUGUAGUAUUGACUGCAAUACUUGCCAGAUCAUAUACGCUUUUUGAUCAGUGAUCAGCAAAAAAUGUAUGAUUAAAUGUAUUCAUUUAUGUUUCCUGUAGCACAUACUGCAUGUACAGAUCCCUUGACUCUGAUAUUCUCGUGUGGUUUGCCCUUCUUGUAACGUAAUUCCUCAAAGAAAUUUAUAUUCCUACAGUAUAUGAGAAUCAAGGCCUUCAUUGUCUGUACAGGUAAGUACAAAACAAUACAGUUAUUUCAACAUGAUUAAUUUUCUUUAUUCUUAUUUAAUAAGGAAUUUUCAUUCCUAGGAAUUGUAAUUUAUGAUUAUCAGUGUAUUAUCUUGAAAAUAAAUGACAACAGUCUUCACUGUCAUGCAUUUUUUUGCCACUGAGAAAAUUAUACAACAAUAUGCACAGUGCAUUUCUGUUUUGUUUUUGUGUGCCACAAAUAUGUGUAUUAUAGUAACACAAUAAAAUAUUUUUUCAGGAACUGUAA
Messenger RNA from Zootermopsis nevadensis, 1967 nucleotides. It is a transcript of the gene TfIIS, whose product is annotated as RNA polymerase II elongation factor. Gene Ontology annotation, biological process: DNA-templated transcription; transcription elongation by RNA polymerase II. Lineage: Eukaryota; Metazoa; Arthropoda; Insecta; Blattodea; Termopsidae. Gene Ontology annotation, molecular function: nucleic acid binding; zinc ion binding. The record is from RefSeq and is a predicted model, not a curated record. Gene Ontology annotation, cellular component: nucleus.